This is a messenger RNA of Vespa mandarinia (Asian giant hornet), 1154 nucleotides long. It is a transcript of the gene Hsc20, whose product is annotated as iron-sulfur cluster co-chaperone protein HscB-like protein, mitochondrial. NCBI's taxonomy places the organism in Eukaryota, Metazoa, Arthropoda, Insecta, Hymenoptera, Vespidae. Gene Ontology annotation, molecular function: protein-folding chaperone binding; ATPase activator activity. Gene Ontology annotation, cellular component: mitochondrion. The record is from RefSeq and is a predicted model, not a curated record. Gene Ontology annotation, biological process: [2Fe-2S] cluster assembly; protein complex oligomerization.
GAUAAAAUUGUAUCCGACUAAGAAUAAAAUGCAAUAUAAUUAAUAUUAUUAAUGACAAAUUAAAUAGAUUAAUUUGAACAAAUUGAUUAGUUAUAUUUAAUAUAUUCAUCAAUAUAUUCAUUUGAUCGUGUCACGUUAAUGUUUCACAUUUAAUGAAACGAAGGGAUUUUAAUUUAUAAACUUUUAGAAUAUAAUAAAGUUUUAAGAAAAUAACUAUUCAUGUACUGUAUAUAUCUUUCGUGCAAUCUUACAUUCGUAUUACGUUUUAUUGAUCAUUAAUAGUUUGUAUACGAUCACAUACAGACACAUUUAGGUUAUAUGUUUACAGUAUCAGAAUGUUUGUGUCAAAAGUUAUACGUAAUACUGUCAAUAAAAAUAAUAUUUUUUAUCGUAAUUUAAAAGAAAGACGAAAAUUAUAUUCUUGUUCUACGGAUAAAGUUACAAUUAAUUCUGCUAUUUCAUCGAAUAUUUUGCAAUAUUCUAGCGACAGUCCCUCAAAGUGUUGGAAUUGUAAUUUUGCAUAUAAAUCGGAUUUAUUUUGUUCACAAUGUAAGACUCUUCAAGAAAUGCCAGAGAAUUUGAAUUAUUUCGACAUUCUUGGUAUCAAACUGAAUUAUAAUGUUAACAAUGAAGAAAUUCAUGAAAAAUACAGACAGUUGCAAAAAAUGUUGCAUCCUGAUAAAUUUGGCAAUAAAAUGGAGAGAGAAAAGCAAAUUUCAGAAGCAUUAUCCUCUUUAUUAAAUAAAGCAUAUAGUACGCUAACGCAUCCAUUGAAAAGGGGAUUAUAUAUGCUUCAAUUAAAAGGUAUAACAAUUCCUGAAGGAACCACAAGUAUGAAUCCUGAAUUUUUAAUGGAAAUAAUGGAAAGAAAUGAGGAAGUAGAAUCAGCUUCGAAUGAUAAAGAAAAAGUCAUUCGAUUAAUGGAAGAAAACAAAAUAAUAUUGCAAAAACUUUCCAGGAAAGUAGCAGAUGCUUUUUUUAAUAAUAACACGGAACAAGCAAAAGAAUUUCUUAUGAAAAUGAAAUAUUAUACCAGUAUUGAAAAUAGAUUAAAAGCACUUAAACAAGAUAUAGGUAUUGUAGAUUAAAUUUACUUAAAUAUACAUGCCAAAUAUGUAAUUUAUGAUGCAUAUGUGUGUAUAUAUAUAUAUAUG